UCUGGGUGGAGAGGGGCGCUGCUGGACGAGAAGUGCCCACCUGCUCCUGCCACCCACCCCUGCCCUUGCCCUCUGCCUGGGGGUGCCCCGGGGGCCGCUGGCUGGCACAGGCAGCCUGCCCAGGCUCACGGGCACUGGGGGGUCAGACGAGCUAACCCUGCGGGUCCAGUUCUACGGUGCGGGGCUGGGGGCAGCGCUGGGCGGCCCUGUGCUUCCUGCAGGUGCCCAGUGCCCGCCCGCAUGGAGCUGCGUGACUACCAGUGGGAGGUGAUCGUGCCCGCCCUGGAGGGCGAGAACAUCAUCAUUUGGCUGCCCACGGGGGCAGGGAAGACCCGGGCAGCGGCCUACGUGUGCAAGAGGCACCUGGAGACCCGGGAGCGGGCCAAGGUGGCCGUGCUGGUGAACAGGGUGCACCUGGUGGACCAGCACUACACGCAGGAAUUCCAGGCCCUGCAGGAUCGCUUCCGGGUCACGCCCAUCAGCAGCGACAGCGACCAGAAAUUCUUCUUCGCCAAGGAGGUGAAGCUGAGCGACGUGGUGAUCUGCACGGCGAAGAUCCUGCAGAACGCCCUGACCAGCCAGGACGAGGACAUGCACGUGGAGCUGACCGAUUUCUCCCUGCUGGUGAUUGACGAAUGCCACCACACCCACAAGGACUGCGUCUACAACCAGAUCAUGGAGGAUUACCUGGAGCGCAAGCUAACAGGCCAGCGGAAGCUGCCGCAGAUCCUGGGCCUCACCGCCUCACCCGGCACCGGGGGGGCCACCAGCAUCCAGGGGGCCAAGCAGCACAUCCUGCAGAUCUGCGCCAACCUGGACACCGCCAAAAUCAUGUCGUCUCAGAAGCACCGUGUCCACCUGCGGGCUCAAGUCCCUCAGCCCAGGAAGCAGUACGACGUGUCCCACGAGAGGCCGCAGGAUCCCUUGGGCCAGAAGCUGAAGGAGACCAUGGCCCACAUCCACCAGUACCUGGACGUUGGCAGCCUGCCGCAGGACUUCGGCACCCAGAGCUACGAGCAGCGCAUUGUCGAGCUGGGGAAGGAAGGAGCCCAGUCGUUCUGCCGUAAGAAGCGCACGUGCGCCCUGCACCUGCGGAAGUACAACGACGCGCUGCUGAUCAAUGACACGGUGCGCAUGAUCGAUGCCUUCAACGCCCUGGACGAGUUCUACCAGCUGGAAAAGGUCACCAAGGUUCUGCAGGACCCCACGGAGCGCUUCCUCGUCAGCACCUUCGAGGAGAUCAAGGCAGCCCUGCUGGCUCUGACCAGCGACCCGCGCUACGAGAACCCCAAGCUGAGCAAGCUGGAGGAGAUCCUCCAGGAGCAGUUCCGGACCCUGGACCGCUCCCGCGGCAUCAUCUUCACCAAGACCCGCCAGAGCGCCCACGCCCUGCACAAGUGGAUCCAGGAGAACGCGAAGCUGGCAAGGCUGGACAUUAAGGCAGCUGUCCUGACCGGAGCCGGCUACAGCAACCAGACCAAGCACAUGACCCCGAACGAGCAGCAAGACGUGAUCAAGUUGUUCCGCAAGGGAGACCUCAACCUGCUCUUCUCCACCAGCGUGGCCGAAGAGGGCCUGGACAUCCCAGAAUGCAACAUCGUGGUUCGCUAUGGGCUGAUGACCAACGAGAUCGCCAUGGUGCAGGCCAGGGGCCGCGCUCGCGCCGAGAACAGUCUGUACUCCGUCCUCGCCAAGGCCAACAGCAAGGAGGUGUCGCGGGAGCGGCUGAACGAGACCUUGGAGGAGCUCACGCAAAGAGUCAUCGAAGAGGUGCAGGCCAUGCCGGAGAAGAAGUACCGGGACACGAUCACAGCCCUGCAGCGAAGCGCCAUCAUUAGCCGGAAGGUGAAGAAGGCUGAAGGCAACCAGAAGCGGCAGCUGCACGACCCGGACGCCGUCCGCCUCCACUGCAUAAACUGCAACAUGGCCGUGUGCCACGGCAGCGACCUGCGCACCGUGGAGAAGAUGCACCAUGUCAACGUCAACCCAGACUUCAAGAUUUACUACAAUGCCACGUCCAACAACGUGGGGAUUCCCCGUAACUUCAAGGACUGGAAGCCAGGGGGCAGCAUCAGCUGUGCGAAUUGCGGCCAGGCCUGGGGCAUGGAGAUGAUCUACCGCAGCGUGACGCUGCCCAUCCUCUCCAUCAAAAACUUCGUGGUGGCGACGCCGGACGGGAACAAACAUCUCAAACAAUGGAGCCGGGUGACUUUCACCAUCGAGGAGUUUGACUACGUGGAGUACUGCAGCAGGAACUUGGGCAUGUAACGCCUGGCCGAGCCCCAAGCACCCUCCCGUGGCAAUAGGGCGCCUUAGCCCAGCCCUUGGCAUGGUAGGCGGGAGCGCCCCUCCCAGAGAUCAGCACUGGGCACAGUGGAAGCAUUUUAACCCUGCUUUGCCCAGGCGUGGCUCUGUCUUUCCUCCAUACACUCUGCAGUGCCCGGGCACUGGGCAGAGAUAGACCAAUGGAGGAGUAAGGACCCCCUGGAGAUGGGCCCCCCUGCGCUCCUGCCCCACUCCGCUCUGCUGGGCCCCUCUGGGCCCGCACAGCAUGAGGAGCAGGAUUGGGACCUAGGGGGGCUGCCACCCCCAGAGACCAGGCUCUGGGCUGGGAGGUGGUCUGGUGAUGGGACUGACGUGUCCCGGCCAAACAGGGCAAGGAACCAUAGACCCACAGGGUUAGAAGGGAUCGUGGGGGUCAUGUUGUCUGACCCCCAGCCAACAGCUGUACUGUUCAGCCCAGGACUGACCAUAAAACCCCUCCUGCCCUCCCUAGGCGUCUAACACACUCCCCCAUCCUCCCUGCCCUGUCCCUCAACACUCACUGGUAAGGAGCCGAGUGUUGUGACCCAAUCACAGACCGGGGUCCUGUUCCCAGCUCUGCCGCUGACUCACUGGCUGAUCUCACACAAGUCUCGUCCCACCUCUGUGCCUCAGUUUCCCUACCCGUCAGACAAGGAUAAUGCCGCGCCCCUUCUCGGGGGAGUUGCAGGUACAUUUCUUUGUGGUUCUGGGAAGGACAGGACACACUGGCUGAGCUCACACAAGUCUCGUCCCGCCUCUGUGCCUCAGUUUCCCUACCCGUCAGACAAGGAUAAUGCCGCGCCCCUUCUCGGGGGAGUUGCAGGUACAUUUCUUUGUGGUUCUGGGAAGGACAGGACACAUCUCUCCCACCUGCCCCUGUCCGGGAGCGCCCCCCGAUCUCGGUCACAGCUUGCAAUGAUCCUGCGCGGUGCGCAGAAGCCACGUUUUUUCCUGCUCGGCUGCACGAAGCCGAGUGCGUGUCGAGUGAUCAGUUUGCAGAACUGCCGCCAGCCCCUCUGCUGUCCGAACCGCCAGCCUUGGGCUUAGCCAGAGGGGAGCAGCCAAUACGAAAACAGGCAAGUUCUUAUGAACAUAAUAAUAAUAGAGCCACUAGGGGACCUCCUUGAGCCUCUCGGGGCCCUGCGCCAUGGCUCAGUCUGGUGAUGCCUAGCACUAGCUCUGGCUGGGUAGGAAAUACAAGCCCCACGGAGUCCCUAGACCCCACACCAUGCGGUCGGGAGUGGCCAGCGAGUUGCUUUGCACGCUGAUCUCCAAGCAGCCUGCUGCCACUUGGGGGUUUGAGGCUGUGACGCUGGCAGGCCAGGCGCCAGCUCAUGCCAAGGUCCCCAGACCUCCCCUGAACACUGAUAAAUACACGGCGGGCACCAGGCUGGCUCCCCGAGGGUUAGUGGUGUUAAAAUAGGUAGUAAAGAAUUGUCCGCAUGUGCUUAGUGCUUAGACGUGAUGGGAUUGCUGUGAGUUGCCACGUGCGUUAAUCGCAGUCACACUCUGUGUCCCACACUGUAAGGUAAUCGCUGAGCGUUUGCGCUGUCCGCCUCUGUGACUGUGUAAAGACCGGCCCGGAGAGCGCGAUUAGUGCGAAGGGCCGGUCCCUGCCAGCAGGUGUUACUGCCAGCCCACAAGGAAGGCCCAUCCACACCAGACAGACUAGAGCGGAACAUUCAAGUGGACAAAAGACUCAUAGACUCAUAGAUUCUAGGACUGGAAGGGACCUCGAGAGGUCAUCGAGUCCAGUCCCCUGCCCGCAUGGCAGGACCAAAUACCAUCUAGACCAUCCCUGACUUGGUUGUUUACGCUCCCCCACCCUAUUAAGAUGAGUCUCGCCCGUGAAUUCCUCCCAUCAGCUGAGGUUCACCUCCAAGCAGAAGAGGGGCAGGGAAUAAAAACCCCUAACAAGGAGGAACUGGAGCGUUAUGCUGCUUUGCAUGGGACAAGGAUCGCUAGGCAUAAGCCAAAGUUCCCCAGCUAUUCAGCUUGGCUUAGCCCCGCGGGACAUACCGAGCUUGCAUGGCAUAGAAGCUCCUGUUACUUUUUGAAACUGAAGAGUGGAACUUAUUUGUGUGCCUAUGUCUACCUGCUUUAACUGUAUGAAUAACUCGGAUUUCCUUUUCUAUAGAAUAAAUCUUUCGCUAGGUUAGGA
Messenger RNA from Trachemys scripta elegans, 4465 nucleotides. RefSeq names its product DExH-box helicase 58 (gene DHX58). The record is from RefSeq and is a predicted model, not a curated record. Gene Ontology annotation, molecular function: ATP binding; DNA binding; double-stranded RNA binding. Gene Ontology annotation, biological process: response to virus; innate immune response; positive regulation of interferon-beta production. Gene Ontology annotation, cellular component: cytoplasm. The transcript is spliced from 13 exons. Bases 241 to 2268 code for a protein of 675 amino acids. Lineage: Eukaryota; Metazoa; Chordata; Testudines; Emydidae.